CUCCCCGCUCGCCCGGUCCCGCCUUCUCCUGGUGCAUGUUGGCAGGUUAGCUGCGGCUGCCGGCGUCAUGGGGACUGCUUCGUCGCUCGUGAGCCCCGCGGGAGGGGAGGUGAUUGAGGACACGUAUGGGGCGGGCGGCGGGGAGGCCUGCGAGAUCCCGGUGGAGGUGAAGCCCAAAGCCCGCCUGUUGCGCAACUCGUUCCGCCGGGGCGCGGGUGCGGCUGCGGCCGGAGCCGGGCCGGGAUCUCUGCCCCGCGGGGCGGGCGGCGGCGGGCUGCUGGGGGCCAGCUUCAAGUCCACUGGCUCGUCAGUGCCGGAGCUGGAGUACGCGGCGGCCGAGUACGAGCGGCUGAAGAAGGAGUACGAGAUCUUCCGGGUCAGCAAGAACCAGGAGUUGCUAUCCAUGGGUCGUCGCGAGGCCAAGCUGGACACCGAGAACAAGCGGCUGCGGGCCGAGCUGCAGGCACUUCAGAAAACUUACCAGAAGAUACUUCGGGAAAAGGAAAGUGCUUUAGAAGCAAAAUACCAGGCAAUGGAGAGAGCAGCUACAUUUGAACAUGACAGAGAUAAAGUUAAGAGGCAAUUCAAGAUUUUUAGGGAGACCAAGGAAAAUGAAAUUCAGGAUUUAUUGAGGGCCAAGCGAGAGUUGGAGAGCAAACUUCAGAGGCUACAGGCUCAGGGGAUCCAUGUGUUUGAUCCUGGAGAGUCUGAUUCAGAUGACAACUGUACAGAUGUUACUGCUGCAGGAACUCAGUGUGAAUAUUGGACUGGCGGAGCCCUGGGAAGUGAGCCUUCCCUAGGGAGUAUGAUCCAGCUUCAGCAGUCCUUUCGGGGCCCCGAGUUCGCCCAUAGUUCUAUAGACGUGGAAGGACCCUUUGCUAAUGUCAACAGAGAUGACUGGGAUAUUGCUGUAGCUAGUUUAUUACAAGUUACCCCCUUGUUUUCACAUUCUCUAUGGAGUAACACUGUCAGAUGUUACCUCAUUUAUACAGAUGAAACCCAGCCUGAAAUGGAUCUUUUCCUUAAGGAUUAUUCACCUAAACUUAAGAGAAUGUGUGAGACAAUGGGAUAUUUUUUCCAUGCUGUAUAUUUUCCAAUAGAUAUUGAAAAUCAAUACCUCACUGUAAGAAAAUGGGAAAUUGAGAAGAGUUCAUUAGUUAUAUUAUUCAUUCAUUUAACUUUACCAAGCCUUUUAUUGGAAGACUGUGAAGAAGCUUUUCUGAAAAACCCUGAAGGCAAACCACGAUUAAUUUAUCAUCGUUUGGAGGAUGGGAAAGUCACUACUGACUCUGUCCAGCAGCUGAUUGCUCAGGUUUCUAACCUGAAGACCAACAAAGCCAAGAUCAUUGAACACUCAGGAGAUCCUGCAGAAGGAGUACAUAAAACUUACAUUUAUGUGGAAAAGAUUAUUAAACAGGACAUCCUGGGCUUUGAAAACACAGACCCGGAUACUAAGGAUUUGGGCAGUGAAGAUUCUGUUCCCGAAGAAGAUGAUUUUGGUGAUGUUCUGUGGGACAUACAUGAUGAACAAGAGCAAAUGGAAGCUUUUCAGCAGGCUUCAAAUUCAGCCCAUGAGUUGGGAUUCGAGAAGUAUUACCAGCGCCUCAAUGAUCUAGUGGCUGCACCAGCACCAAUUCCACCCCUUCUUGUGUCUGGAGGACCAGGCUCUGGAAAGUCCCUUCUUUUAUCAAAGUGGAUCCAAUUACAACAGAAGAAUUCCCCUAACACGCUAAUUCUUUCUCAUUUUGUGGGGAAGCCCAUGUCAACCAGCUCAGAGUCUUCCUUGGUUAUUAAACGACUAACUCUAAAGUUGAUGCAGCAUUCUUGGUCAGUAUCUGCUUUGACACUGGAUCCUGCUAAGCUUCUGGAAGAAUUCCCACGUUGGCUGGAAAAACUCUCUGCUCGUCAUCAAGGCAGCAUCAUCAUCAUUAUUGAUUCUAUAGAUCAAAUUCAGCAAGUUGAAAAACACAUGAAAUGGCUGAUAGAUCCACUGCCGGUGAAUGUAAGAGUCAUUGUUUCUGUGAACGUAGAAACAUGUCCUCCAGCAUGGAGGUUGUGGCCCACACUUCAUCUUGACCCUUUAAGUCCAAAAGAUGCAAAGUCUAUUAUAAUUGCAGAGUGCCACUCUGUAGGCAUUAAAUUGAGUAAAGAGCAGGAGAAGAAGCUAGAACGGCACUGUCGUUCUGCUACAACCUGCAAUGCCCUUUAUGUCACUCUUUUCGGCAAAAUGAUUGCGCGUGCUGGGAGAGCAGGCAAUUUAGAUAAAAUCCUUCUGCAGUGUUUCCAGUGUCAAGAUACUGUUUCAUUAUAUAGACUUACUCUGCACUCUAUCCAGGAAUCCAUGGCAAAUGAUAUAGAUAAAGAACUAAUGAGACAGAUUCUCUGCCUUGUAAAUGUUAGUCACAAUGGUGUGAGUGAAUCCGAAUUGAUGGAACUCUAUCCUGAGAUGUCCUGGGCUGUCCUGACCUCCCUUAUUCACAGUUUACACAAAAUGUGUUUGUUGACUUAUGGUUGUGGUUUGCUCAAGUUUCAACAUCUACAGGCUUGGGAAACAGUGAGACUAGAGUACAUGGAAGAUCCCGCCAUUAUUUCUUCAUACAGGCAGAAGCUAACCAACUAUUUCACCGUGCAGCUAAGUCAGGACCGAGUGACGUGGAGGAGUGCAGAUGAGCUGCCUUGGCUUUUCCAGCAGCAGGGAAGUAAACAGAAGUUACACGAUUGCCUUCUCAACCUCUUUGUGUCUCAAAACCUCUAUAAAAGAGGACACUUUGCUGAGUUGCUGAGUUACUGGCAGUUUGUUGGAAAAGACAAAAGUGCGAUGGCAGCAGAAUACUUUGAUUCCUUGAAACGGUAUGAGAAAAACUGUGACGGCGAGGAGAGCAUGAUUUGCUUGGCUGACCUUUAUGAAACUCUGGGGCGAUUUCUCAAGGAUCUAGGCCUCCUCAGUCAGGCUGUUGUGCCUUUGCAGAGGUCUCUAGAAAUUCGAGAAACAGCCUUAGAUCCAGAUCACCCACGAGUGGCUCAGUCCCUGCAUCAGCUAGCAAGUGUGUACGUACAGUGGAAGAAGUUCGGCAAUGCAGAACAACUGUUUAAACAGGCGUUGGAAAUCUCAGAAAAUGCCUAUGGUGUGGACCAUCCACAUAUUGCUCGUGAACUUGAGGCACUUGCAACUUUGUACCAGAAACAAAAUAAAUAUGAACAAGCUGAACAUUUUAGGAAAAAAUCUUUUAAAAUUCGUCAGAAAGCUACAAGGAGAAAAGGCAACUUGUAUGGAUUUGCCCUUCUGCGUAGACGGGCCCUGCAGUUAGAAGAGCUCACGUUAGGUAAGGACACACCUGACAAUGCUCGGACCCUCAAUGAACUGGGCGUGCUCUACUAUCUUCAGAACAACCUGGAAACAGCUGAACAGUUUCUGAAGCGGUCCUUGGAGAUGAGGGAGCGAGUUCUCGGACCAGAUCACCCUGACUGUGCCCAGUCUUUGAAUAAUCUGGCAGCUCUGUGCAAUGAAAAGAAGCAGUAUGAUAAAGCAGAAGAACUUUAUGAAAGAGCCUUAGACAUUCGGAGACGAGCAUUAGCUCCUGAUCACCCUUCUUUAGCUUACACGGUGAAGCAUCUUGCAAUUCUGUAUAAGAAGAUGGGGAAACUUGACAAAGCUGUACCUCUGUAUGAGCUGGCUGUUGAAAUUCGGCAGAAAUCCUUUGGUCCAAAGCACCCUAGUGUAGCUACUGCCUUGGUGAACUUAGCUGUUCUUUAUAGCCAAAUGAAAAAGCACAUUGAAGCCUUGCCGUUAUAUGAAAGAGCAUUAAAGAUUUACGAAGAUAGCCUGGGUCGAAUGCAUCCUCGAGUUGGAGAAACAUUAAAAAAUUUAGCUGUGCUUAGCUAUGAAGAAGGGGAUUUUGAAAAAGCUGCUGAACUAUACAAAAGGGCAAUGGAAAUAAAAGAAGCAGAAACGUCACUCUUGGGUGGAAAAGCUCCUUCCCGACACUCAUCAAGUGGAGACACCUUUAGCUUAAAAACCCAUUCUCCUAAUACUUUUCUUCAUCAAGGACAAAGGUAAUAGCAGCAAUUAUAAUUCAUUGCAAGUGCACCUUAGGAUAAAAUAAUUAAACAUUUGGAACAUUGGAAUUUAAAAUUUACAAAGACUGCUUUUAAGAAAACUUAUUUUUAUUUUUACUUUGUGUAUUUAACUGCUAUUUUAUGAAAUUUUAUUGGGACUACAUUGAAGUUUGAGUCAUGAUUUUUCAAUUUUAGUUAUUUAAAUGAAAUAACUUUCCUAUAGUAUGGGAACCAAGUAUGUAGACACGUGAGAAUCAUAAGAUGACCUGAAGAGUGGAUCAUGGAGAGGAGACUGGUCUGUUCUACAAGAGCUGGCAAAGCAGCUAAGACACGAGACUCAACAAUUCCAUGCAUCUCCUCAUCUCUCAAAGCUACUUUAGCCUUAUGGUUCCUCAUCUUGCUUUUGAGCAGCAGUCUGGCCCAGUUCUCUACCUCAAAGAAACAUUUCAAGGAAUAAAGGGAUAAUGUUUUUUGUUUUUUUUGGUUUUGUCUUUUUAGUGCCGCACCCGCAGCAUAUGGAGGUUCCCAGGCUUAGAAGGUCGAAUCAGAGCUUUAGCUACUGGCCUAUGGCACAGCCACAGCAAUGCCAGAUCCAGGCCACAUCUGUGACCUACACCACAGCUCACGGCAAUACCAGGUCCUUAACCCACUGAGCAAGGUCAGGAAUCAAACCUGUGUCCUCAUGGAUACUAGUCAGAUUCGUUUCCCCUGAGCCACAACGGGAACUCCAAAGGGAUAAGGUUUAUGGGAAGGUGUCUUCUUUUUAGGAAUAUCUGACUGCUGCAUUUGUUUUAUUCUACCUUUUCCUUGAGCAAAUUAGGCCAAGCUCUCUGCUUUCCAUGCUCUCUACAGUAUAUAUUCUUUUACUGCAUAGAAUAUACCUGCACAAUAUGACGUCAUUAAUGCAGUAACAGAUCAAGCUCUUUGGCAUUUUUUUGACUUUUCCCAAAAUAUGGACAUGACCUUUUUUCUUAAAUGACCUAAACCUAUCUCUCUUAUCUCAAACUCAAAUUGGCCAUUUUAUACGAAAAUUAAAUAUUUUUACAGACUUUAUAAAUAUUGCCCAUUUGGGAUAUUGUUUUGUAACAUUUAUGUAUUUAUAUAUAAUAAAAUCUUUAAUUUUAAUACUUGGUAAUUACUGAUUCCAACAUGUAUUAAUUGUAAAGGUGAAAGAUGCGAUAACUGUAUUUCACUGUUUCAAAAUAGAAGUGCAAUUUCAAAUUCUCUUUUUCCCACUCCAUUUCAUACAAGAGGGUCAUAUUUACAUAGUUAAGAAACAUGUUGAAUAUCCAGGUUAUUACAAAAAGACCUGGAUGUUGUCAAUAUUUCCUGACUAGUCCUCUCAACUUGAGUAGUCUGCUCAACUUGGAGUCAAUCCAGUGAUGCCACAGGAUUUUGUUAAUGUUCUCUAAGGUUUGGCUAUUCAAAGUGGUCCAUAAACCAGGAUCAUAAGCACCACCUAGGAGCUUAUUAAAAAUUCAGAGUCUCGAGCCUCUUCCCAGACCUAAUGAAUCAGAAUCUACAAUCUAGCUAGAUCCCCAGGUGAUUCAUAUGCACUUAAGUUUGAGAAACAGUGGUAUAAUUCUAAGGCGCUAGAGUAGUAGUGACUUAAGUGAGGAAGGAUCUUACAAAAUGAGCAUCAUUCUUCUCCCUUUUGGGAGAAGUUCAAGAAGAAAAAAGGAAGAUUAAAAUAUAAUCGUAACACAUCUUCCUGGGUUUACCAGCUGUGAAAGGCACAAAGUAACUGAAUUCACAAAUAUACCAGACGUUGAUUUUAGAAUUAAUCUUUUAUGGUAUUAGUAAUAUACUUAUGGUGGAUAAGUAGUUUAACACAUUAUAAGUAACAUAUUAAGUUUAAAUGCUUUAAACUGUAGGAAAUAAUCUGAGAUUUACAUUCAAGAGGAACCUUGAAAAAGGAAAACCUAGCAAAAGGGUAAUAUGCAUUUUUUUCUUUGUUCCUACAAAAUUUGAACUUGAAAAACAACAGAAAAUGAAAACAUAUUAUUCAAAGUGAUUUUAUGGUAAAUUAUUAUAGUUUUCAGAAAGUUUAAAUAUAAUUUUAAGACUAUAUUUUGAUCUUACUAAUUAUACUACCAACUCAAAUAUUUUCAUGUAGAAUGCCUAUGUAAAAAGAUAAAAAUAGC
Messenger RNA from Sus scrofa (pig), 6200 nucleotides. RefSeq names its product nephrocystin 3 (gene NPHP3). NCBI's taxonomy places the organism in Eukaryota, Metazoa, Chordata, Mammalia, Artiodactyla, Suidae. Gene Ontology annotation, cellular component: ciliary base; ciliary inversin compartment. The record is from RefSeq and is a predicted model, not a curated record. Gene Ontology annotation, molecular function: protein binding. Gene Ontology annotation, biological process: convergent extension; kidney morphogenesis; kidney development.